Messenger RNA from Papaver somniferum (opium poppy), 2497 nucleotides. RefSeq names its product probable rhamnogalacturonate lyase B. The record is from RefSeq and is a predicted model, not a curated record. Gene Ontology annotation, biological process: carbohydrate metabolic process. NCBI's taxonomy places the organism in Eukaryota, Viridiplantae, Streptophyta, Magnoliopsida, Ranunculales, Papaveraceae. Gene Ontology annotation, molecular function: carbohydrate binding; catalytic activity. The coding region runs from base 176 to 2287 and encodes 703 amino acids. The transcript has 16 exons.
UCUCCAUCCCUCUCUUUGGGAUCAAAAGAAUGUUGCAGAGACAAUAGAAGCAGCAGGCACAUGAUUAAUUAAGUUCAAUGGCGGGUUUUGCACUCUGAAAAACGUAGUAUACAGAUUCUAUUGAUUAAAAAGAGUGCACAAAAUCCCAACAUUGGCGGACUUACAGGCUGCAGAAAUGAUGUCUUCUGUAAAAACUUCUGGUACAUGCACGUUGCGUUACUUGUUAUUGUUAAUUCUAAUCAACAAUUACGCAUGGGACACAUCUGCUUUGAGCAAUCCUGAUGAAGGUGUAAAAUUGCAUGUACAAGACAACCACGUGGUGAUGGAUAAUGGGUUAGUUCAAGUGAAUAUAUCUAAUCCUUAUGGAUUAGUCACUGGAGUUCAGUACAACGGUAUCGAUAACUUGCUAGAAAGCAUUAAUGAAUUCAAUCAUGGAGGGUACUGGGAUCUGAACUGGAGCCAAAGGGGAAACAAAGGAACAUAUUUUCUGAUGAAUGGAACUAGUUUUAAUGUAAUAGUUCAAAAUGAAAGUCAAGUUGAAAUUUCGUUCACAAGAACAUGGAAUUCCUCGGUUUCAUCAUCUUCUUCACAUAUAUCAGACAAAAACAACAGCACAGAUUGGGCUCCCCUAAACUUUGACAUAAGAUAUGUAAUGUUAAAAGGUUCAUCAGGAUUCUAUACAUAUGGCAUCUAUGAGCACGUAAAUGGAAUGCCAGAUUUCAAUCUCAAUGGAACUAGGGUGGCCUUCAAGCUUCGUAAAGACAAGUUUCAAUAUAUGGCUAUCAGUAAGACACAACAAAGACGAAUGCCACUGCCAGAGGAUCGUGAACCACCAAGAGGCAAAUUACUACAAUUCAAAGAAGCAGCUCUUCUUGUAGACCCUGUUGAACCAGAUCUAAAAGGCCAAGUGGAAGACAAGUACAUGUAUGCACAAAAUAUUGAAGACAUAAAGGUUCACGGGUGGGUUUGCUCUAAGGCCUCUGACCCCCUAGUAGGUUUCUGGCAUAUUACACCGAGCGAUGAAUAUCGAAGUGGUGGUCCUCUAAGACAUGAACUCACCUCACAUGUUGGUCCUCAUUCUCUCACUGUGUUUCUUAGUUCCCACUAUAUGGGCCAGGAUAAAUUACCCAUAUUCGGAAAUGGAGAACCUUGGAAAAAAGUGUAUGGUCCGGUAUUCAUAUAUCUUAAUUCAGCUCCACGAGGUACAAAUGAAAGCGCAUUGUGGGACGACGCCAAUGAACAGCUGCAACAAGAAGCCCAGAAGUGGCCGUAUAAUUUCCUAGCUUCCACCGACUAUCCUAGAUCUGAUCAAAGAGGCACAGUCAAUGGAAAAAUACUUAUCCGUGACAGGUUUGCAAGCAAGGGAGAUAUACCUGCAGUAGAUGCUUACGUUGGGUUAGCUUUGCCAGGAGAAGUUGGGUCCUGGCAGACGGAGUGCAAGGGGUAUCAAUUUUGGACUAGAGCUGGUCCUGAUGGUUCAUUCACAAUUAAGAAUGUACAUUCUGGAGAUUACAAUCUAUAUGCAUGGGUUCCUGGCUUCAUAGGUGACUACAAGUACGGAAAUCUCAUUACAGUUAAAGAAGGAGAUUCCAUUGAAUUGGAUGAAGACCUUGUUUAUGAGCCUCCAAGAAAUGGCACUACGUUGUGGGAGAUAGGUAUUCCUGACAGAACCGCAGCCGAGUUUUUCAUCCCAGAUGUUGACCCUAAAUACGUUAAUCCACUAUACUUGAAGCAAGACAGGUAUAGACAAUAUGGAUUGUGGGAGCAGUAUAGUGUUUUAUAUCCAAGCACAGACCUUGUUUACACAAUAAACAGCAGCACUUACCAGAAAGAUUGGUUCUACGCGCAGGUUACUCGGAAGUUGGGAGAAAAAAAGUACAACUCAACAACAUGGCAGAUUAAGUUCAACCUAGAUAGUGUUGAUCAGGGCACGAUUUAUAAGUUGCGAGUGGCACUAGCAUCCACACAUGGAGCAGAAUUGCAGAUUCGAUUCAACAAUUUGGGUACAGAAAUUCCUCAUUUCACGACUGGAGGACUGUACAAGGAUAAUGCGAUUGCGAGACAUGGAAUUCAUGGCCUGUAUCUGUUGUUUAAUGUUGAUGUAAAGAGUGAUUGGCUCAAAGAUGGCGAAAAUACCAUUUUUCUUUCUCAAGUUAGAGGUACAGGUCCGUUUUUAGGCAUAAUGUAUGACUAUAUACGUCUCGAAGCACCAGGAAAAGAUGAAAGAAAUAGUGCGGAAGCAAGGCUAUCUGGGGAUCUUACCCAGACAAGAACAACCAGUUUUUAAGACAUCUGUAACUUUGAAGAACCUCCAUUAAAUUGUUCUAGUGUUUUGUACUCUAAAGAAACAAGUGCUUGUUGAUGUCACUGUAGUACAGAAAAAGGAUUCAAGAACGAAGAAAUGAGUCACAAAGGAUAUUCUAACUGAGAAAUGAAUCCCACUUAUCUAAAUGUUAACCUAAUCAAUUCUCCCAUGCAGUUGCUAUGGUUUGUUGUA